Messenger RNA from Nicotiana tabacum (common tobacco), 1132 nucleotides. RefSeq lists its product as uncharacterized. The record is from RefSeq and is a predicted model, not a curated record. Lineage: Eukaryota; Viridiplantae; Streptophyta; Magnoliopsida; Solanales; Solanaceae.
UCAAUUUUUCGCAAGUUAUGGCUUCUGCAAUGACUCGUACCAAGCUCCUUAAGACACCUCUUGUGUCUUCUUUUCCAUCUUCUUCUCCACUCUCAUACCUCACCAACCAUAGGUCUCAUCAAAUUGACCCAAAGCUCUCAACUUCCCUCUGUUCAAUCUUGAACCACAAAUCCAAUUUCAAUUCCCCUGAUUUUCACAUCCUAAAUCCUUCACUAUCUGCCUUGAAUCCAUUGUAUUCCACUGUUUUUAAGCCUCAAUCAGCAGUACAAGAAAAACCCGUUAAAUCAUCUAUCAAAUCAACCUCUUUUCUCCAAAUUCAAAGCCAAACUCAUUUUCUUGAAAAAAUUGCACAAAACACUAAUCCAUUCAAUUCUUGCUCCAAUUUAAGGUACUUUUCAACUUCUGAUGACGGAAAACAUCGAAACUCAAGUGAGUAUCCUAGACAAAAUCCGGAAUUUAAGCACCAGGAGAUCGAAGGACCGACUGUUGAGCGUGAUCUUUCGCCACUUGCAAAUGAGACCCGUGAGGUGCUCGAGAAAAUGCUCAAGAGAAUGUAUAGUUUGAGCAAGGCAUUUGCUGCGCUUGGUCUUGUUCAGCUUGGUUUGGGAGCUUGGCUUACUUACAUGACUCAGUCCUCGCCCGUUUAUGAGAUCUCUAUACAGAGUUUCUUGGCCUUUGGACUGCCAUUUGCUUUGGCAUUCAUGUUGAGGCUGACGGUGAAGCCCAUGUACUUCUUUAGGAAAAUGGAAGAACAAGGUAGGCAGCAGAUUCUCACACUUACUCUUCAGGUUGCCAAGCAAUUCAACGUAAUGUUUCUACGGUUUCAAGGUGUUUCUUACUCGUGUAUUGUUGUUGCAUUUGUUGGAUUAGUCCUCGUUGUUUUCUCUAAGUUCAGCAGUUAAUUUUUAGCAAGUAAUAAGACAUUUCUAAUGAUGGAAUUUAUUCCUUUAUGUACCUUUUUUCUCUCUAUGGGGUGAUAGUGAAGCUUAAAAUGAAUCUCUAUGGUUUUAAAUAUGUUGUAAUCUUGGUAGAUUGAGAAGUUUUUCGUGGCUAAUGGAUGAUCAUAAUGAAUGUGAAAAGUUGCAUACUUGUUAAGGUAUUCACUGGGAAAAAGAAAGCUUUGUGUUCUUCA